Cinara cedri is the source of this 8480-nucleotide messenger RNA. The record is from the annotation of a GenBank genome assembly. NCBI's taxonomy places the organism in Eukaryota, Metazoa, Arthropoda, Insecta, Hemiptera, Aphididae.
AGGCAUGCUAUUUGGUUAGAAUUUGGUUUGAUAUUCUAUUCAAACCUUCGAAAUUAUGUCGUAAAUAUUUUGAGAAAAAUAUAUUUCCUAUUGAUCUAAAAAUAUAUUCAAUCACAUGAUAUAUCUACACUAUUUCCAGGUAUGUACGAACUAGUAUGAAUUUAUUGACAUCCAUUUAUUAAUAACUAUUAAAUAUAAUACAUUUUUUUAGAAAUGCGUGCUAGUAUUGAUAAAACUUUUUCUCCUGGAACAUCAACAUAAUUUUCUAAUUGGUUUUUUUAAGUCCUAGUAAGAUUUAAUUUAACAAUUUUACAAAAUUGUCUUUCAUUAAUUUACUGUAUACUUAUUAAAAAUACUUUAUUAUGAUUUAAGUUCUUCAAAAGGUUAGCAAUUCUUAAAAUUUAGUCUGAUACUUUUCACCGAGAAGACUAAGUUAUUAUGUGCACAAUUGAAAAAUAUGAAAAAAAACUCUUAAAGCUGACAAAAACAAUUUUAAGCUUGAGCAAUCAAUUGACUAAACAUAAUAUUAUUGAUAAUUAUCUCUUGUGUGAAAACAUUUUUCAUCUUCUGUACUAAUUAUUGUGAAAUCUCAUAUGAUGUAAAAAACCAAAAACUCUCAUAGGUACAGGUAUACAGAUGAUAUAAAACAAUUAGCGUCGGCAAUCUAUUUCUUAGACACAACUGUAUAUAGGUUUUUACUUAGGUACUUAAUUAUUUAUUUAAGUUAUACCCAUUUAUCUUAAAUGAUUGUUAUUCACUUCACCCCCCUCAAAAAAAAAAAAGAAAAAAAUGUUAAAACCAAUAUUAUAAUUUAACAGCCAAGUGGAGAAAACAUAAUAUUCCUAAGCACCUAAUUUUCAGAAAAUUAAAAAAAAAAUGAAUUUCCUAGUUUAAUUUCAAUAAAAAAAACUUGUUUCUCCAGCAUACAUUACCCAAUAACUAAUCUUAGAAAGUGAAAUAUUAUAUUUUAUAAUCUAAUUAUAUUAGUCUACCUUUCAGCUAUAAAAUAGUUCUUUUUUUUUUUUGUAUUUUUGGAAUAGCUAUAAUUAUCCUUUUUAUACUUAGCAGUUCAAUUCAAAUUAUUAUUAAUUGAGUAUUAAUUUUUGAUAAAAAUUAUAUUUUUUUUCGCAUGGUUAUACUGAUUAAUCUGGUUACCAUGUUUUGUUUGUUUCAUAUUAUGAAACAAACAUAUUAAUUUCAAUAUAUUAUAUUUACCACAUGGUCUUAGAUUAUUAGGCAUUUAGGUGUAGCAAAAUGGCGACUACUCUCCGGUUGCAUAUAAGCCUACCAAACAUUACUAAUGACCAUUGGAAAUCGAAAGCUCUCAUUGGCUGUAUUGCCUUCGUAAUAACAUUAUAAAAUUAUGAAUCUUCAAUGUUUUCAAAUUAUUAUUAUUUUGAUUUAUUUAGUAAAAUAUGAUAUUUCAUCCAGCAUCAUAUAAAUAUGAAAAUGUUAAUAUUAUUUCUAUAUGCGAUGUAAAAUCUAUGGAAGACGUCAAUGUGUAGUUAUUUGCGUACCUAUUUUACAUUGCAUUUAUUAAAUAAUAAGCUAUUUUUGCCAUAUCUUAAGUAGAAUAAUUUUAACAUUUUUAGAAAAAAGUUUGUUUUUCAUCACAGUAGAUUUCAGAAGUGUAUCAGCAAACCAAAAUGGUUCAUCUACAAAUGCUGAAUGUCCAAAUUAUGCAUUUUUUUUUUCUCUAAUGUUUAAAUUCUAUAUUAUUUCUAUUUAAUUUAUUAAGACAUAAGGAUUAAGAUACCUAUAUAAUAAAUAGUUUAUUAUUUAUUAGACACGUUGAUGUUUUCCAUAGAUUUUGCAAUAAAGUCACUUUUAAAAAUUUCAUAUUUAAAUGAUGUUGUAUAAAUCAUAUUUUAUCAACUGAACAAAUAAAAUGUCAAAAAAAAUAAAAUAAUUUUAUAAUGUUAUUACACAUGCAUUACAGCUAAUGAUACCUCUCGAUUUCCAAUUGAUCACUAGCAAUGUAUGGUAUACUUAUAAAUUAUAAUAAUAUUAUACCCCCCGGAUGUGGAGCCCGCUCUAGUUGCGCUAUCUAGCGGUCAAGUGCCAUAAUAUGUUUUAUCUAUAUUUACGAUUUAAGAUAUAUAUAUCUUAUACCGUCUCCUAACUUAACCGUAUUUAUCUAUGUGUCUGUAUAAAUAAUACAUUAUUAAGAUACAAAUGACUACUACAUAGACGACUGGAAUAAGAGCACUACUAACUGGUUUGUGUAAAUUGGUUGAUGGGUUGCAUAAUCCUUGCCAUGUAAAAUGUUAUCAUUAGUUUUUAUCCGGGCCUAGUUAAUAAUGUUAACAUGCCGUAUUAUCGUAUCUUGAAUCUUCAUUUGUUGAAUUUAAGCUGUGGCCUAACCAAAUUACCUAUCAUUCAAAUUCAUUAAGUAAAAUAAUGUACAAUUAUUUUAAUUUCUCAUUAUAUAACUUAAUUACAAAUUACAAUGCCAAGAAAAUGUGUUGUGUGUAAUAAAUUGUAUACUUCAGGUUCAGAUGAUUCAUUUCAUUCGUAAGUAUAUUAUAAUUUAAAAAAUAAACAGGCUGAACACAUAUUUACAAACGAUAUAAUAAAUUUACAGUUUUCAGAAGAUAAAAAAAAGAUAAAUUCAUUUUAAUAGAAAAAACAGGUUCAUUAUGAGGUUUAAUAAUAGAAAUAUAUAAUACAAAUUAAGAUUUAAAUUUAAGUCAUAUUUAAUUUAUGUAGGUACUUACAAUGGUCUACAGUUGAGAUGUUGCAUACAAGAAAAUAUAACUAGAUAUUUUGUUGCUACAAUUGGCAAAAAAACAAUUAGAUAUGAAUUUUUAUCUUCUUGAAGAUUUUAAAUCUUAUUUAGCAUGUUUGUGUAGGAUUAUAAUAACAUAUAAAUGGAUAGAUCAUAUUACACUUUGCUUUUUAACAAUUUAAUAUAUUAUAUUUACAUAACACAUUAUAAUUCUAACCUAAGGGUCCUUGUUAAGUUGGACCAUUUUGGUGUUAAUAGUAGACCAUGGAGGUAACUCAUUCACUAUAUUUUAAGCCUGUCUAAUGGAAUAAACUUUAAUUAGUAGUAAAUUCACUAUCAAUGAAGACAUCGUUGGGGUUCAUGCCCACUUCAAAAAUUGGUACCCUAGAAUUGUUGGUUAUGAUAUUUGGAGUAGUAAUCUUUUCAGUCUAAUUCAUAAAUGUUUCAUUGUGGAAACCAUAUACUGGUUUGUUUUACACAUUUUUUGUAUCCAUAUGGGUUAUUGUCUCUGGAGAAACUUUUUCAUGAAAUAAAUAAUGUUAAUCUAUUUCACUUGUUACAAGUUAUAAAUUUUCUUAUACAGUCUAUGUGGUCUAAUGAAAUGAGAGAGCUAUCGGUGGAUUGAUAAAUCCUAGUUAAUUGAUUGUCAGAUUGGCUAGAAAUAUAUCAAAUAAAUAUAGACAAAUGUUGUAAUAUAUUUAAUAUAUAUACAUAUUAAGUAUUUACAUUGAGUGAUGUUUUUAUAUUUUUAAAUUCAAUAUUAUAUAGCUGAUAGUAUAAUGUGAUAAUAUUACCAAAAAAAAGCAUGCAAAUUAUACAUUUUUGCUAAUUACUUAUAGGGUGGCAGAGCUAUUAAUUUGCAAACCCAAUACAAAUAGCAGAGUAGCAGUUUCUAGUAUUCCUACCUCUUGCUACCCCAUAAUAACGUGUAUGAUGGUAAAUCUUUAUUAUACUAUAUGUAAUUUUUAUUUUUAAUUUGAAAAAUCAGAUACUAUGUUGUAUACAAAUUCUACUGUAAUGUCACUAGAAAUAAUCUAAUAAUACUCCUUACCUUACUGGAUAAUUAUAUUAUUAAAUUUGAAUUACAUGUUUGAUGUUUAAUCUAUUUCAGCUUUCCUAAAGAUGAAGUACGUAAAAAAUUGUGGUUAAAUGCUUGUAAAAUGAGGUUGCACUUGCCAUCACACAAAAUAUGCAAGGAUCAUUUUUUGCCAGAACACUAUCUUCCAAGUGGGUAUCUAAAAAGUAAUGCUAUUCCAUUCAUAGAAACUGCAAGUAAAGGUUAUUAUCAAUUUAUUAUAUUUUAUUAUGUAUAUUAAACUCGUUUAUUGAAUUUGCAUACUUUUAUACCACUCCAUACAGUCUAAAUUGUUUGUUAAAGUAUGUCCUAGAUUCUUCAAUCCAUAAUUCCCUGUUAUUUCAUUCCACAACGCUACCGAAUCCAUUCAUUGUUCUGAUUUUGGGAGAGGGUUUUCAAAAAAAAAGCCAAAAAUAUUUCAACCAACCCUAUUUUAGCUAAAACUACUGGUUAUCAACUUGUAAAUUUCUUAUUAUAUCAUUUAUGUUUUGUUAAAAGGGCCUGUACCACAAAAAAUUGAAAAAUACAUUUUUUGGUAUCAAAAAAAUCAGUAAAGUUAAGAGAAUAAAGUGGUAAAAAAACAUAUUUAAAUACAGAAAAUUAAGUUGAUAAUAUCAACUAAAAGAUAUCUAGAUGUCCUUUUAAAAUAUAAUUAAAUGCCAAAUUGUUAGAAGUACGUAUAUCAUAUUGAUGCAUGUAUGCUUUGUGUACAAGAUACAUAUACGAGUAAUUUUAUUGUUUUCCAUGAUAAACAUCAUUAAAAACUGUUUUGUUAGUUAUUUGCAAAACAGUUUUUUUUUUGCUUUCUGAAAAAGAAGUGAAAUUUGAUAGACACCCUUUUAACAAAAUACCAUCGAUAUAGAAAAAAUUUUCUUUAGAGAAUGUUUUUUCACAGUUUUGAAAGACUAUUAAUGCAUUUUUAUUGCUAGUUUAAGAUGUGAAUAAGAAAACUUUGAACUUUGAUGUCUUCAAAUAAAAAUUUCAAAAUUGUAUGUUAUAAUUCUGACAAAUAAAAUCACAAUAGCCACAACCGGUUUCCACCUUAUAAUUAUCUAUAAUGGUAUUCAUUAUAACACAUUAAUUGUUUGGAUUUUAGAUUCGGAGUGUAGCAAGGGAUCUAUUGGUUUUACUAUAAAGUGUAUUUUUUUUUAUUUUUCAUGUUUGGACAACUUUUCUACCAGGGAUUUUGCUUCAAAGUAUAGAAAGCAUCUUUUCUUAAACGUAAUAUUCUCUAGUUAUCAAAUUUAUAUUUGAUAUUCAUUCAUAGAUAAAUUGUUAGACCCAACAAAAAUUCUUGAAAAUUUGAUAGGAUAUUCAUUAUAAGUCAAAUAGUGGAUCAAUAAAAAAACGGCAUGCCACAGUGUUACCGUUUUCAUUGUGUUAUACUUUAGUUUUCUACCAGUAAAAAAAAGAGCUGAUAUGGGAGUGGGAGUGGCUACUGUUGUAGGUGAGAAUUUGGGAAGGUUGGAUACAUAAGGUUAUUAUAUUUAUAUCUGUAAGCAACGAUAAAUUGCUUGACUAAAGGCGAUUCCAAGCGCAGUUCGGUAAUACAUAAAUUGAAGUGCUGGUUUUUUGCAAUUUUUGUUUAAAUUUGAUUUCAAAACUCUUAAUAAAAAAAAAAGUUGUCCGAUCAUUUUGGAAAUUUUACCAUAACUAGGUAAGUUCAAUAUAAGUAUUAUAACCAAGUUUCAAGUCUCUACGUGUAUUUAUGACCGAAUUACAGCAAACAAAUUCCCAAACAUUAAAAUUCCUUAAAAGCUCAAAAGUUUUGGCGAUGAUUCCGUAAGAAAGUAAAUCAAAAAGGUAACAAAAAAAGUAUCUUGAUUUUUCGAUUAAAUCAUUUUUUCUGGUAGAAAACGUCGUCCUCCUUUUUAUAAAAUAAUGAAAUUGUGAAAUUGUACGUUUUCCUACGUUUUUCCCACUUAAUUGCUUUUAAUUUAAAAAAAAUGGCGUCGAAAAUCAAAAAUUGAUCUCUCUAAAGUACAAUUUAGACAACUUGAGCUUAUUCUUCGAAGCAUGUUUACAAAGCAAAAAUUAAAAAACCUUGGUAAAAAGAAUAGUUCCUUUUGAAUCUAAAAUGACAAGAAAUCAAUUUUGUUCAUUUUAAUACUGCCAUUGACACAGAAAAUCAUUUUGUUGAUAUCUUAAGUAUUUUCCAUAAGAAUUGGGAAAAAUCAAAAAUUACGAAUUAUUUAUUUUAUUUUUUUCAAAUCGCUGCAUAAUUUCAUUAUUUUAAAUGUAUGACUACUAUUCUAUCAUAAAUAUCGCUCUACUAAAAAAACAUCAAGAGAUUUUUUUGUUUAAUUUUUAAUCUAGUUGGUGACUAAGAAAGUCGUUUUUUGAUUUUCUUUUGUAUUUUUUUUUUUAAAUAAUUUAGUAAAACCGUAAAAUAUUUAUAAAAAAAAAAAAAUGGGAAAAUUGAAGACUAUAAUUCUUUUAUUGUUUUCAAUUUUGUUUUUUGUAAUAUAAUUCAAUUAAAAUUUUACGUUGAAACUUGAAAUACUUGAGCUACUAUUUAUAGACAUUUUAUUUUGGCUAGUUGUUUACAUAAUUUCUAUUUGGUAGGUAUUCUGUAGAUAAAUUAUUAAACUUGCCAUAAAUGCUUGAACAUUUGAUAGCAGAUUCAUUACAAGUUGUACUUAGUGGUCAAAAAAAAUUAGUUUAAUGUAGAAGCUUGAUUUUAAAUUUUAUAAAAAAAAUUCUACAUUAAACUAUUUUUUUUUUUAUUUAUAAGAGUUAAAAUCAAAUUUUAAUGAAAAUCUUAAAUAUUAUGGUCUUUUAGAACAUGUAUAUGGUAUGACCGUACUUCGCUCUGAAUCGUUUUUCAUUAUUAAUGUGUAAUAUUGGUUACAGAUAUAAAUUAUAUAACUUCAUGUAUUCCACCUUCCCUUUUCCUUACACAUCUACAAUAGUGGCCGCACUCGUCCCCAGUAUCAUCUCUUUUUACUGUUGGCUGUAAUAUUUUCAGAAAAAUAAAUAUUGGAUAAAAUACUGUUAAGUAAAAAUAAUUUUCCUCCAAUUUAUAAUUUGACUGAUUUAUUUUAGGUUUUUUACAUACUCAUGUUCUAUCUAUACUGUAAAAACUAACAGAUUAUUGACAAAAUAAGCAAAGUUAAAAAACAAAUAAAAUUAUAUUUUAGAUACUGAAUCUUCAAACUCAACAAGUCCUGCAACAAACUUGGGUGUAAAGCCUAUAGUUUCUACAGAUACAACAGGUAUUUAUCAAUAUAUUUUUUAUUCAACAUUAUUUACAAACAUAUUAUAGCAGUAACAUUUUGUAAAUUAAAACAAAUUACUAAAUUUUAGGUAUUGAACCAGCAGACCAUACUUACUAUCGUACUUCCAGCCCUUGUAAAAAUGCUAUAGAAACCUUAUGUAUAGAAUCUAUAGCUUCUACAACUACAAGUAUGUAUUAACAAUUUAAUUUAUUUUUAACAUCUUGGUUAAAUUGUAUAAACUAAAUUAUUCAAUUGUAGACAUUGAACCUUUAGACCUUUGUGAUAAUCCAAGUCCAAUUAUUCAAAAGCGCAGACGCAAAAUAAAUGCCAACACAAUAGGAGAAUUAUCACCAAGUCAUUUUAGUUCGCCGGAAAACAUAAAGAAACAUUUAGACUUGGUGAAGUCCAAAUUUAAGGAAAAACAAGUUGAAAAUGCAAAUCUUAAAAAACUUAUUAAGAGACUUAAAAAAAAACUCACUGCUUAUGAAAGUGUUAUUAGGUAAUUUUAGUAAAAAUAUUUUUAUUUGGAAAAUGCAUCUGUUUACUUAUGGAAUUAUUUUUGAUAUUACAUUAGCAUAUUUUUGGAUUUUUAAUUUUCCUCUAAGACGUUCACUUAAGAAUAUAAAUAAAUAGCUCACAUACGUUUAAAAUACAUCAACUUUAAUAUUUUAUAGAUAUUGAUAUUUUCUCAAAAUAUUAUGUCUAACCUUUAUAUAUAUAUAUAUAUAUAUAUAAAUUUAAUUAUUCUAAUUAUUUCAAUACUGAGAUUUGUAAAAUAUUUUUUUAAAUUAACUGUUUCAAAUAUAUAUGAUGAUAAUGAUGAUUGUGAUUAUUAUUAAAUUUUAGUUUUGAAUAUAAAGUAUUUAUUUUUUAAAUGUUAAUUAUAUUUCAAUUAUUUAUUUUAAUUUAGGUUUUUUUAGUGGUUUGUCCAAUAAAACGCCCAGUGAAAUUAAAAUGUCAUAUAAAGUGUAUGAAAUACUCAUACAAGUGGCUGGUGUCUAUAGAUAAAUUUUAGAUUCUGAGUGGAACAAAGAAGCUUAUAGUUUUAAAAAAUAGUCUUUAGGGUGGUAAUUUUUUUAUUUUCUUAAGAAUUUUCCCAGCAAAUCUUAAAAACUGGGAAAAACAUAGGAAAAUUGUAACAAUAUUAAACAAAUAUUAUUAAUGAAAAUAUAUGCCUAUUUAAUUAUUUGACAAUAACAUGUCAUAUAUAUAUAUUUUAUUUUCGUUAUUAGCUUAUCAUUGCUUAUAGGUAUAUAUUGAAUUACCUAUAACGGUGACUGCAACCAUCCCAUUAAACCAAAAAAAACAGCUUUUUUUUUUUUACUUAUCCUUAGCUUCAAAAUAUGAGAAAUAUUAAUAUCAAACUGUGUACCUAAAAUGAAUUUUAAUAUUAUAUUGGGUAAUAAACUAUGAUAUUAGUUUUGUGUACAUAUGCCAUUAGUAAAGCUUUUCAACAAAA